This is a messenger RNA of Grosmannia clavigera kw1407, 798 nucleotides long. RefSeq names its product allantoate permease. Lineage: Eukaryota; Fungi; Ascomycota; Sordariomycetes; Ophiostomatales; Ophiostomataceae. The record is from RefSeq and is a predicted model, not a curated record. Gene Ontology annotation, molecular function: transmembrane transporter activity. Gene Ontology annotation, cellular component: membrane. The coding region runs from base 1 to 798 and encodes 265 amino acids. The transcript has 4 exons.
AUGUGGUACCGCACAGAGGAGCACGCCAGCCGUGCUCUUAUCUGGCAGGCGUCGGAAUAUAUUUUGACCAUCUGCACCCAGCUGAUGAUGUACACCAUCGCCAAACAUGCUGAAUACCACAAUGGCUUGGCAGCUUGGCGCGCUAUAUCAUUGUUCCUUGGCGCAGCGACUAUGGUUGGCGCCGUGGCCUGCUUCUUUGUUCUAGGCACGCCGGGAGAAGUCCGAUGGCUCAGCAAAGAAGAAAAGCGCAUGGCGUUGGCUCGAGUUGCAGAAAACAAGUCUGGUCAUGAUACCACGGGCGUGAAAUGGUCCUGGCCACAAGUUGCCGAAGCCUUUAAAGACCCCCAGAUGUGGUUCUCGUUUCUCAACGCAUUUUUGAACAAUGUUCCGAACGGCACAUUGAUUUACGAAUCCUUCGGCUUCAAUACCUGGGAAACGAUCCUUUAUGGUCUGCCUCGGAACGUUCCAUCGAAUGUUGCAGGUGGAACUAAAAAGACAGUGGUCUCGUCGAUGACCUUCAUUGGCUACUGUGCUGGAAACAUGGUAGGCUCUCAGGUUUUCAAGACCAACGAUGCGCCGCGAUACGUCAAGGGAACUGUGGCUUGUUGUGUUGCCCUUGGGCUCGAAGCUAUUGUUCUCCUACUAUGGAGGUUAUGGUAUAUGUACGAGAACCGGCGGCGUGACAUUGCUGCCGCAGAAAGUGGCAUUUCGAAAGAGGAACAAGAACGCUUAGGCCGUGAGAUGGGUGAGCAAGACAUGACCGAUUGGGAAAACCCUCACUUUAGAUACAGCAUGUAG